Messenger RNA from Lasiodiplodia theobromae, 393 nucleotides. Its product is annotated as Copi associated protein. The transcript has 4 exons. Gene Ontology annotation, biological process: vesicle-mediated transport. Gene Ontology annotation, cellular component: Golgi membrane. The coding region runs from base 1 to 393 and encodes 130 amino acids. The record is from RefSeq and is a predicted model, not a curated record. Lineage: Eukaryota; Fungi; Ascomycota; Dothideomycetes; Botryosphaeriales; Botryosphaeriaceae.
AUGGACUUCUCCGACAUCUUUCGCAUGGUCAACCUUGCCGUUGGCGUCUUCAUGGUGCUCGGCGGCAUCGCGCAGUUCUUCCCCAUCGGCCUGAAGGAGGUCAUCAUUGGCGUCUACCUAAUCCUCUUCGGCGCCGCGACCGCCGGUCUCGAAUUCCAGAUCCCGCCGCCUGUGGCCAAAUAUGCGUCCUUCAUGUUCUCGUUCCUGGGACGUGGUGUCUUCUACGUCUUCGUCGGUACCGUCAUCCUCGCCGACCGCUGGUUCCAGUACGUCCCCGGCACCAUCAUCGGCAUCGUCGGUGUCGGCUACAUCGUUCUCGAGUACAUUCCGUCAAUCGAGCCCCCGGCGAACAUGCGCGACGCCGACGCCGGUUGGGGCGCCGAACAGGUCUAA